GCGCUGAGGUGUUCACUCUGCCGCCGCUCAUGUCGUGGCGUCUUGAUCGCAGUGGGCCCCUCUCGAUCGACAUCGAAAACAGGCGGGCGGGGGCGCAUUUAUUUACGCAGAUCGAAGGCCACCGGCGCAGGGCUGGCGUUUGCCGUCGCAAAGUGCAGGGGCUCUACGUCGUGCGCCGCCCGCCCAACCGCUUGGGGUGCCUCCUGUGGGCCCCUUUUGCGAUUCUACAAGGUCAAAUGACAACUUUCGCCAUUUCGUUCUCCGCGAAGUUGCGGAACUGGCGCGGCGCAUGCAGAAAGACCGGCCGCGCCAGACCACCCGCGGCGCGGCGCCGGAGUGGCGCCGCCAUGGCCCGCUUUCGUUGCGCGAGAGCAGCCCGGCGCGUCUCGACGCCGGCCGGCGCGCCC
Molecule: messenger RNA, 407 nt
Organism: Amoebophrya sp. A120
Lineage: Eukaryota; Dinophyceae; Syndiniales; Amoebophryaceae
Source: the annotation of a GenBank genome assembly